Tarenaya hassleriana is the source of this 2072-nucleotide messenger RNA. Its product is annotated as CBS domain-containing protein CBSCBSPB1-like. The record is from RefSeq and is a predicted model, not a curated record. The transcript has 15 exons. Bases 331 to 1953 code for a protein of 540 amino acids. Gene Ontology annotation, molecular function: protein binding. NCBI's taxonomy places the organism in Eukaryota, Viridiplantae, Streptophyta, Magnoliopsida, Brassicales, Cleomaceae.
CUCUCGGCCAAUUCAGUAUCCGUUUGGAAGAGGAGGAAGAAAAGAAGAAUAACUUUCUGUUUUCUCUCAGAUUUUCCGUCACUUUCCUGGGAAGUUUCCUUUCCUUUCAAUCAAGUAUCCUCUCUUCUCGUUCUCUUACGGACGUUGAAGAUAGUGUCGAGGGGCUUUCUUGGCUCUUUUCCCGCUCAGUUUCAACCUCCCCAUAUCCAUUACAGAGAUUUCCUGUCGAAUUAAGCUGGUCAACUUUAGUAUUUGAUAUCCAUCCAUUAAGAUCCUGACAAAUUCCGAAGAUUUUUUAGGGUUUAUUCCUCCAGAAUUUUGGAGUCGGAGAUGGCUAGCCAAGGCGGGUCAUCGAGGAGAAGUCUCUCUAUGCCGUUGCACAGGAAGAAACCUUCUGACAUUGCCGCCGGCGGCCCCGACAGCUCCCGGAGAUCUCUUACUGUUCCUCGUCCGUCUUUGAGUUUGACAGGAGAGCGAACUGUUAAACGGUUGAGGCUGUCAAAAGCCCUUACGGUUCCAGAUACCACAAUCAUCUUGGAUGCUUGUAAACGGAUGGCUUCUCGGCGAGUUGAUGCCUUGUUGCUCACUGACUCUCACGGAUUGCUUUGUGGGAUUCUUACCGACAAGGACAUAGCUUUAAGAGUGAUCGCGCAGGAAGUUAAUCCCGAGGAAACACCCGUUUCCAAGGUUAUGACCAAGAACCCGGUUUUCGUGCUUUCCGAAACACUUGCUGUCGAAGCCCUCCAAAAGAUGGUGCUAGGAAAAUUCAGACAUCUACCUGUUGUUGAAAAUGGAGACGUCAUUGCUUUAUUAGACAUAUCGAAAUGUUUGUAUGACGCGAUUGCCCGUAUGGAGAGGGCAGCAGAGAAGGGUAAGGCCAUAGCUGCUGCUGUCGAAGGCGUCGAGAAGAGCUGGGGAACAACCUCGUCCGUUCCCAACACCUUUAUCGAAACACUGCGAGACCGGAUGUUUAGACCGUCUUUGUCAACCAUUAUCCCGGAGGAUACAAAGGUUUUGAAAGUCUCGGCAGCUGAUACAGUGGUAGCAGUGACCCAGAAAAUGCUUGAGUUUCGAGUGAGCUGUGCAGUUGUGAUGAUAGAGGACAAGCUCCGAGGGAUUGUAACUUCAAAGGAUAUAUUGAUGCGGCUUGUGGCUGAAAAUCUCCCUCCAGCUGAGACAACAGUAGAAAAGAUUAUGACUCCGAACCCAGAAUGUGCUACAGUCGACACGCCGAUCGUCGAUGCUUUGCACAUCAUGCAUGAUGGAAGGUUCUUACACCUUCCCAUACUUGAUAAAGAAGGGAAUGUAGUUGCUGUCGUUGAUGUGAUUCAUAUCACUCAUGCUGCUAUCGCCACGGCCGGAAGCACUGCGGCAGUAAGCAACGAGGCGACAAACACAAUGAUGCAAAGGUUUUGGGAUUCAGCAAUGGCGUUGCCUCCAAACGAGGAUGACGACGAAACUAGGAGCGAGGGGUCCUUGAAAGUUGUAUCCGAAGCUGAUACAGGAAAACCUUUCCAUUUCCCAAAUACGUUCUCAUUCAAGAUCGAAGACAAGAAGGGUAGAAUGCACAGAUUCAUAACCGAUACUCAGAGUUUGACAGAUGUGAUAACCGCGAUUCUUCAAAGGAUAGGGGACGAUAUCGACCCUGAUAACCUGCCAUACAUUUUGUAUGAAGAUGAAGACCAUGACAAAGUCUUGUUAGCAUCGGAUAGCGAUCUUCAGGCAGCCACAGAGCACGCAAGAGCAAUCGGCUGGAAGAGCUUGAGAUUGCAUUUGGAUUAUUCUAAAGAAGGCAGAGGAGGAGGAAGAGGAAGAAGAGCCUCGGGAUCUGAGUCGUCGGUGGACUACUCGCAGUCGGAUGCAUGGGCCGCGGCUUACAGCGCAGUAGCCGCCGGUGCAGCCUUAGUUGCUGGUCUCGGGGUUAUGUCUCUUCUGAAAAGAUAUGGAAACUGAUCCAGACAAAGAAAACAUACGCAUUUUCCCGGGAAACAAACACAAUAAGUAUCGCACGUUGUUGAAUAUUUUCUUCCCAAAUGUUAUCAAAUGUUUUGCAUUCAAUAGUUUUUUUCACA